Molecule: messenger RNA, 941 nt
Organism: Suillus bovinus
Lineage: Eukaryota; Fungi; Basidiomycota; Agaricomycetes; Boletales; Suillaceae
Exons: 3
Coding region: 59-787 (242 amino acids)
Source: RefSeq, a predicted model, not a curated record
CAUCCAACGCCAACUACACACCACACUUGUACACUUGAUCUAUACCGCUUCCUUCACAAUGUACCGAGCAUCCAAUUUACGUUCCAGCAUUGUCCAUGUCCGUGCCCCGACUGUCAUCCUUCCUGUCGCGCGUAGGACGUACGCAACUCAGCCUCCCCCAGCGGGACAAUCGUCCUCCAAUCCAAAAGUUGGCCCUUCCACCGAUGGUGGUGGACACAACAACGGCCUCAUUAUCGCAUCUGCUGUUGCGGCACUCGGGGGAAUGUACUAUUUCUACAACCGCGACAGGGGCGUCAGUCUUCAGGAGCAAAAACGCAGAGAUGAAGAGGACCUGAAGCGGGCGAUGCGCGCAGCACAGGGUGAUAUAAAGCAAGUCGGGGAGGCAGAGAAGGCAAUGGUUGAGGAUAGCCUUAAAGAAGCUAAGGAGAGCUAUGGUGCCGCGAAGGCCUCAGCUAAAGAGAAAAUAAGUGGAUCCCGCGAAAAAGUAGACGAAGCUCGCUACGACCUAACCGAACAUGCACGGCAGACAGCACAUGAAGCACAAGCAAAAUUAAAUCAGUACAAGAAUGCAGCUGAGAGAUCCCUAGCGGACGCUAGGAAGACAUCCGAACAAAAAUUUGAGGAGACGAAAGACGCCGUCGUACAACGCGCAGAUGAGGCCAAGGAUGCAGGCCAAAGCUGGUUUGGAUGGGGCCAGUCAAAGACAGAUGAGGCGAAACGUGAAGGCGCCCAGAAAGUUGCAGAGAAUGCAGAAGAUGUUAAGAAGAGGGCAGAGAGACAGGCAUGAGAUUUGCAAUGACUUGGAUGGACAUUCGACGAGCUGUACUCCUGAAUUGAUAUUGUAAAUACUUUACCCUAUAUUGCACGUUAUUCUUUCUGAGCUGCAAUGACCUUAUCACAGUGAGAGAUGUCAGUGAGCGCUUGAGAUCGGUGGUUAGCUC